Protopterus annectens (West African lungfish) is the source of this 692-nucleotide messenger RNA. RefSeq names its product transthyretin (gene TTR). Bases 47 to 493 code for a protein of 148 amino acids. Lineage: Eukaryota; Metazoa; Chordata; Ceratodontiformes; Protopteridae. The transcript is spliced from 4 exons. The record is from RefSeq and is a predicted model, not a curated record. Gene Ontology annotation, biological process: purine nucleobase metabolic process.
CAGACUCCAUACAUACAGAGGAUAUCAUAUCAACCCCUCAGCAAAAAUGGCAAAGGCUCUUUAUCUACUGUUUUUAGCUGGAGUUGUCCUCCUAUCUGACGGUGCACCAGUUGACCAUGGUACUGCUGAGAAAAGUUGUCCCCUCGAAGUUAAAAUUCUGGAUGCAAUCAGAGGAAUUCCAGCUGCUGGAAUGGAAGUCCAUGUGUACAAGAAGGCUGCAGAUGACAGCUGGUCAGAGGUUGCCACUGGGAAAACAACAAGAGAUGGUGAAAUUCACAACCUUCUUAAUGAUGAAAAUUUCCUAGAAGGUGAAUACAAGGUGACAUUUGGUACCAAAUCAUUCUGGGAGGGAUUAAAUCUGAAUCCUUUCCAUUUAGAUCAUGAUGUGACAUUCAAGGCUCAUACCGGUGGCCAUCAACAUUAUACUAUUGCAGUUCUUCUUAGUCCCUACUCUAUCACAACCACUGCUGUUGUCAGCAGCGUACAAACGUAAAGCAGUAAUGAUCGUCCAGCAGUAAAUCAUUCUUACCACACAUGAGUAGAAUGGUUCUGGAAAAUGGAAUCUCUUUUCAUAUAUAAGAUGUGUUAGCAUUCAUUAAUAAAUGAAAGCAUUGUUAUUAACGUUCAUUAAUAAAUGACAGCAUUGUUAUUAUUGUAAAGUAAACUGUAAUAAACUUGUGUUGUGUUUAAAA